Messenger RNA from Dreissena polymorpha, 6387 nucleotides. RefSeq names its product hemicentin-1-like. The transcript has 14 exons. The record is from RefSeq and is a predicted model, not a curated record. NCBI's taxonomy places the organism in Eukaryota, Metazoa, Mollusca, Bivalvia, Myida, Dreissenidae. Gene Ontology annotation, molecular function: calcium ion binding. The coding region runs from base 35 to 2299 and encodes 754 amino acids.
CGUCAAAAUAAGCGGUGCGCGACUGACCGCCCACAUGGUUCCGUUGCCGGGCAACACUGCCACCCUUGUGAAUGUCACUUUGGAGGGAAUACCGUCAGAACUAGUUCCCCAUUUCCGGCAUCUCCUGCCAAUUCUGAGUCCGCUCUACUGGAGCACUGCAACUGAGCUGGACGGAGCGUACAAUGGUUACAAACUGACCAAGGGAGAGUUUGCAAGGGAGGUCCAGGUCCAGUAUACCACUGGUGAAAUUCUGCGUGUUUCGCAGUAUGGUAAAGGGGUUGACACCAAAGGCGUAUUGCAUGUGGAUCUCGUGGUGAGAGGGGAGGUGCCGGAGAUUGAGGCCAGCAGGCUGGUCAAAAUGACACCGUUCUGGGAGGAUUACACCAAGACUGGACCAGACUUAAUCCAGAGGGACCAUACUGUCAAGAUAUCCAGUAUCCAUGUUGUUUCUUCCUUACACGAUGAUGAGUGUCGCCGGUUGCAGCCCUGCUCCCACCUCUGCCACAACUCCGCUGGCAGCUACUACUGCUCAUGUUCGCCUGGUUACACACUGGACGUUGAUGGAAGACAGUGUAUCGAUAUCAAUGAAUGCUCCACUCUACUGGAUCCAUGCCCCCGUGGUCAGCAGUGUGUGAACUCGAUUGGUUCGUACACGUGCUCCAUGAAAUGUAGACGGGGCAUGAGACUCUCUGAUGACAGGCUGAGAUGUGAAGACAUUGAUGAGUGUGAUGUACCCCGUUCCCCGUGUGAACAAGUGUGUGCCAACUCUCCAGGGACCUAUGUGUGCAGCUGCAGACAGGGGUUUGAACUUGUAGCCAGCGGCAGAUGUACGGAUGUGGAUGAGUGCAAGGUGAAGACAGAUGCAUGUCCUCAAGGCCAGAAGUGCAUCAACUCUGUAGGAAGCUACAAGUGUGCAGUACGCUGUCCCAAAGGCUAUGAGAUGGUGAUAGGAGGGUGUGCAGACGUGGAUGAAUGCAGGACCAAUCAGCAUCGCUGCUACUACAACCAGAAGUGUGUCAACACGGAGCCCGGAUACAAGUGUGUGUGUCCACGGGGCUACAGGUCGGCAGGCCCUGGAACGCCAUGCUUUGACAUAGAUGAGUGUGAAGAGACGCCAGAAGUGUGUGCAUACCAGUGUGAGAACACUCACGGCGGAUACGAGUGUCUAUGUGCUCCUGGACAAGUCAGACUUGCAGACCGGAAAUCAUGUGCCGGCCUUGAAUUUAUUGACCAACCAACCAUUCAUGAUGUCAGCAGCCUGAGAGCAAACCCCUACACCCUCAGUAAAACCCUUCACAGCUCCUCUGAUACUGUCAAUGAAACGCGUCAUAGCAACGCAAACCCUGCUCGAGGGGCAACAACAGACAGCACUAGCACAAAGAGUGCGGCACGUUUGGAAGUUCCCACCGUUGCCCCUAGCAAUGGCUAUGGCACUGAACAAGGUCAAGGUCAUGUUCUUCAAGGUCAGGUUGUUCGACACACCGACCCUGUGAAUGGUUUUGGGGCAGAGGUUGAGUGGAUUGAAGUGUAUGAGAAGAAACAGAAACGGAAUAAAAAAGAAAAGAACAAGGACCAAAUGGAAAAAAACAGGAAGAAAGCAAAGCGAGGACACUUGACUAAGAAGUGUACUGAGGGCUUUGUGUUACAUGAUGGAUCUAAGGAGUGCCUAGAUAUUGACGAGUGUACAGAAGACCCCGGGGUGUGUCAGCACAACUGUACAAACACUGUGGGGGGCUACAACUGUACGUGUCCCCCGGGCUACCGUAUAUCCAAGGAUAAACGCACCUGUGAAGACGUGAAUGAAUGCAUUGAGUUUGAAAUCAACUGCGGGCGUGAGAAGAUGUGCUUUAAUACAUUGGGAGAGUUCACGUGCAUCGAUGUCCCCUGUCCAAGGGGCUACCAGCGGGACCCCAUCACAAAUAACUGUGUCCUUGAAUGCAUAGACGCCGAGAUUGCCUGCCCACAGUCCUCAAAGUUUGCAGACAUCAUCGAAUUCCGAACUCUGGCGUUGCCUAGCGGCGUCUUAGCACAACAAGAUCUGAUCCGCCUGACUGCGUACAACCAAAACAACGAGAUUCUACACAGGACAGUUUUCACAAUUCUGGAGAACGAUGUGCUUAUACCAUUCCAGAUCCGGCUGGAGGACGGGAUAGGUAUCGUGUACACGCCCCGCGUCCUUGAAGACAGCCGACUGUACAAGAUCAAGGUGCAGGCCAAGUCAUUUGACAAUGUGAAGGACAGUAUCCAGUACCAGACAACAUUCAUGAUUCAUAUCUCGGUGUCCGCUUUUCCGUAUUGAUAAUUUUAGGAAUUACCAUGUUUUUAUUUCCAAUAUGGUCUGUUUUCUUUUGCCUCUCUGUAUUUAAUGUUAAUUAAACAGUUCUCAGUAAUGAUAAUUCAGUUCUCAGUAAUGAUAAUUUUAUGUAAAGCUAUUGUCUGGUUCUUUUUAUUCAUUAAUGUAAUUUUUAGAUCACCUGGUGAUAAGGUGCACAUGGCAACUACCAUGAUCUUGUUUUGUAUGUCUUGCAUUAUUUUCAUUCAAACAAUAUCUCUUCCUAAUCUUGUUACCAAAUAUUGAGAAGAUCCUUGGUUGGCCCUCUUGAAAAAAAAUCAAAUCAAUUCUGUAUUUUGCCUAUGUAGGUCACCAAAGCUAAAAAUAGAAGAUUAAAGAAGUGGAUACUAAAAAAAACAAAGCUGAAACCACAAAGCUUAUGGCUGCAAUGUUGGUUUGUGACUGCCCCUUAAGUACCUUUACAAAGAUUCUGGAAGAAAGAAGCUUUGUCAAAACAGGCAAUAUACACGUAUAUUGAAAAUAACUUCCAAAAACUAUAAAACCACACAUAAAAAACCUUUGAUCUUUAGUAUUUAACAAGGGGUGCUGGUCCUCUACUCUUUCUUGUAGGUUCAAAACUGGCCAUGCACCAGAUGUCACAUUUUUAUACACCUGCCGUUCAAAACUUUUACUAAGGUGAGCUAUCUAGGGCCUUGUUACCUCUGUUGUUUAAAAUGAUAAUUGGUCACCAUUUAAGUCUACAUUAUACCCAUGUUACUACUUAAGAUAUUUACCGUUAGGAUAAACCCCUUACCAAACUGACUUACUCCCGCUUAUAUUCGAAGUAUAAGGGAGUUAUAUGCGGUUUAUAAACCGCUUAUAAGUCGCAUAUACGCAUUCAAAUCUCUUGUAUAAGCAAGAUAUAAGUCUAAGGCAGUUAUAAGCGAGAUGCAAGUCUAGAAAUGUUUCGCAUAUAAGCGGCUUAUAUGCGGUUUAUAAACUGUAUAUAACUCACUUAGAACAAAGCCAAAACUAUCCACCUUUUUCUUUCGCUUAUAUGCGGCUUAUACACCGCUUAUAUCCAAGCCUCAAACUGACCAAUCAGUUGACAUUUUUGUCACAUGACCCAGAUUGACCAAUCAUAGCAACACAAUACAAUAACAAGUUUGAAAUUUUCAGUCAAACACUGGUGUGUGUCUUUUUAAUGAUUUCUAACAAUGAUGCCCAAUAAAGAGAUAAAUAUAUAAAUCUUUCUAAUCAGAUACUGUUAAUGGUGUGUAUUUUAUUAUAAUUUAACAAAAUAACACAUUCAUUUUGAUGAAUAAGGUAUUAAAUUAGGGCAUAGACAUGUCACAGUUUGUCAAAAGUGGGUGGGGUAAUGGUCAGUGUUUUCUUGAAAACAAUAUAAUAAUUGGUAAGAUUUAUCUAUUUUAUUAGAUAAAAUAAUGAUAUAUAGUUAAAUGAUGUUCUUCUGACUAAUAAAAUGUUGUCUUGAUUUUGAGUUUUUAGCUCACCUGAUUGCUCAGGUGAGCUUUUGUGACCGGUCUUUGUCCGUCGUAUGUCCGUCCCUUACUUAACAUUUGCUCGUAAACACUCUAGAGGCCACAUUUCUCGUCCCAUCUUCAUGAAACUUGGUCAGAAGCUUUGUCCCAAUGAAAACUCAGCCGAGUUAGAAACUGGGUUGUGCCGGGUCAAAAACUAGGUCACUAGGUCAAAAAAAAGAAAAACCUUGUAAACACUGUAGAAGUCACAUUUCAUGUCUUCAUGUUACUUUGUCAAAAUGUUUGUCUUAAUGAUAUAUUGGUUGAGUUAAAAAGUGGUUCCAAUCCGUUGAAAAACGUGGCCGCCAGUGGGUGGGGCAGUUUUCCUUAUUUGGCUAUAGAGAAACCUUGUAAACACUCUAGAAGUCACAAUUUUUGCCCAAUCAUCAUGAAAGUUGGUCAAAACAUUGGUUCAAUUGAUGUCUCCGAUGAGUUAGAAAAUGGUCGAGAUCGGUGAAAAAACAUGGCCACCAGUGGGCGGGGCAUUUUUUUCUAUAUGUAUAUAGUGAAAACAUGUGAACACAUUAGAAGUCACAUUUUUGGCCCAAUUUUCAUGAAAUUUGCUCAGAACAUUUGUUUUCUUGAUAUGAGAGUUGAGUUAAAAAAUGGUUCCGGUCAGUUGAAUAACAUGGCUGCUGGGAGGGGGGCAGUUUUCUCAUUAUGCCCCCCCCCCCCUUUCGAAGAAGAGGGGGUAUAUUGUUUUGCUCAUGUUGGUCCGUCCGCCCACCAGAUGGUUUCCGAAUGAUAACUCAAGAGCGCUUAUGCCAAGGAUCAUAAAACUUCAUAGGUACAUUGAUCAUGACUCGCAGAUGACCCCUAUUGAUUUUCAGGUCACUAGGUCAAAGGUCAAGAUCACGAUGACUGGAAAUAGUAAAAUGGUUUACGGAUGAUAACUCAAGAACACUUAUGCCUAGGAUCAUGAAACUUCAUAGAUACAUUGAUCAUGACUCGCAGAUAACCCCUAUUAAUUUUCAGGUCACUAGGUCAAGGUCAAGGUCACGGUGACCUGAAAUAGUAAAAUGGUUUCCAGAUGAUAACUCAAGAACGCUUAUGCCUAGGAUCAUGAAACUUCAUAGGUACAUUGAUCAUGACUUGAAGAUGACCCCUAUCGAUUUUCAGGUCACUAGGUCAAAGGUCAAGGUCACAGUGACCUGAAAUAGAAAAAUGGUUUCUGGAUGAUAACUCAAGAACGCUUAUUCCUAGGAUCAUAAAACUUCAUCAUGACUAGCAGAUGACCCCUAUUGAUAUUCAGGUAACUAGGUCAAAGGUCAAGGUCACGGUGACCUGAUAUAGUAAAAUGGUUUCUGGAUGAUAACUCAAGAACGCUUAUACAUAGGUUCAUGAAACUUCAUAGGUAUAUUGAUAAUGACUCGCAGAAUACCCCUAUUGAUCAUCAGGUCACUAGGUCAAAUGUCAAGGUCAGAAUGCCAAAAAACGUAUUCACACAAUGGCUGUCAAGGUCUCGGUGACUCAACUUAGAAAAAUGAUAGUCGGAUGAUAACUCAAGAAUGCUUACGCCUAGGAUCAUGAAACUUCAUAGGUACAUUGAUCAUGACUCGCAGAUGAAAUAAUGAUGAAACUUGACCAGGAUGUUUGUCUGGACAAUAUCUAGGUCAAGUUUGACAUUUGGUAAAGAUUGAAUGAACCGACUCCUCUCAGGUGAGCGAACAAGGGCCAUCUUGGCCCUCUUGUUUUGUUUUAAAGAAGGUCUAUAUGCGCGCCUGACCUAUUCGUUGUUUACAUGUAAGAAAUCUUAAGUGAUGAAAGUGAUGUUUGAUCGCCCGUUAAGUGACGUAUGCUAUUGUAAGUUAUUACUUCUUUUCUAAAUAUAUUUUUAAUUUUUAUUGGUUGCAAUACACUCGUUGAAGGCUUAUGGUUAUGUAACAUUCAAAGCAUGAAAACUUGAAUAAAUGGAGUUUAUGACAAAACAAUUUUUAACAGGUUCCCCACCUUUUGAAGGUGUGAUGAACCCUUAAACUGAUAAAGCAGCAAAAAUUUCUGUUGCUGUGACGGAUAAAUGUGUUCCAGCAUAUGCCGUUUUUUAGCUCUACUGGCCGAAGGCUGCAAGAACUUAUAUGAUGGUAUGGUUUCCGUCGUCCGUCCGUGCGUCCGUCCGUCCGUAUAAGCGGCUUAUAUGCAAACUGCUCAAUUUCUUUAUAGCUCGCAUAUAAAUCGCAUAUAACUCCCUUAUACCCCGCUUAUAUGUAUCCAAUUUUUAUAUGCCGCGUAUAUGUCUCAUUUGCAUGUAAAAUGCCAACAUGCAGCUAAUAAGCGACUUAUAUGCGAAACUUGUAAACCGCUUAUAUGCGACAUAUAUUUUUUUUGGUAAGGGACAUUGUAAAAUAGUUUUGAUCUUUAUGUGCACAUCAAAUUUUUGUUUAAAUAUAAAAUGAACUGCAGAUUUAAAUGUAUGUCAAUCAGUUAAAAACAAAGCGCUUGAUGCUGUAAUAUAUUAAACAAAACAAUUGUUUAAAUUCUAUGAACAUUUUAGGCUUCUAUAAAAUAUUAAAAACUAAAUUUAUUUGUGUAUCAUUUAUUGAUUGAAAGGGGCAUACAUUAAAUAUAAGUGAUUGU